AUGGACGCGCGUGGCGCCGUCCCCGCGCUCGCCGCGGCGCCGCGGCUCGCCCAGCGGCUCAGGGAGUAUUUGGAAGGGGAACAGAUCCUGGACGCUCGUUACCGGCUGCAGAAGAUGCCGGGGGGCAGCGUGGCCCUGCCUGUGCUGGGAGAGAAGCUCACCGAGCAGCACCUGCGGGCGCUGCGGAAGAGCGGGCCCCAGGAGGUGCCCUGCAGGCUGACCUGGCUCCAGGACCCUGUCCCCUCCAAGGCCGCCAGCGUGCGGACGCCUGCCCAGAAGCUGUGCCACGAGCUGCAGCGGUUGGUGGUGGGCUUGGGCAAGAGCUGGUCAGAGGAGCUGGAGCGUGACGUACCCCGCUCUUGGCAGCGGCACGGAGACCUCGUCCUGCUGAGCGAGGACAGCUUCAGUGCUGCGCUGUGGGAGAAGCUGGGCCCAGCACUCUGGGAGACGGUCGCCUCGGCUCUGGGCGCCCAGCGGGUGGCCAGGCGAGGGCGAGUAUCGCCAGGUGGGAUGCGGUCCCCCAGUGUGACCCUGCUGCUGGGCCAGGACGGCUGGGUGGAGCAUGUGGACAACGGGAUCAGGUACACAUUUGACGUGACCAAGUGCAUGUUCUCCCCAGGCAACAUCACUGAGAAGCUGCGGGUGGCCUCGCUGCCAUGCUCUGGGGAGAUCCUGGUGGAUCUCUAUGCAGGGAUCGGCUAUUUCACGCUGCCGUACCUGGUUCACGCGGCAGCUGCCUUCGCCCACGCCUGCGAGUGGAACCGCCACGCCGUGGAGGCCCUGCGGAGGAACCUGGCGCUGAACGGCGUGCAGGACCGCUGCCGCAUCCACCACGGGGACAACAGGCAGCUGCAGCUGCAGGACGUCGCUGACCGGGUGAACCUGGGGCUGAUUCCCAGCUCCGAGGAGGGCUGGCCUGUGGCCUGCCGCGUCCUGAAGAAGGACACAGGCGGGGUGCUCCACAUCCACCACAACGUGGAGGCUCUCCCCGCACAAGCCCACCAGCAGCAGCCUGGAGUUUCAAGGGAUGAGCAGAGACCGACAGAGGAAGCUGGCUCUGUCGGGUGGGAGGACAGAGAGAGGGAGCACCAGAGCCCGAAGGACAUGGAGAACUGUGGGAAGGAGGCGCAGGCGGCCAGGGUCCGGCCCGAGUGGCAGAGGUGGGCCAAGGCCGCUGCGACGCGGAUACGGGGGCUGCUGGAAGAGCUGCACCGGCAGCCGUGGAGGACCAGCAUCCUGCACAUUGAGGCAGUGAAAUCCUACGCACCCCACGUGCAGCACGUCGUGCUGGACCUCGAGUGCCGCCCGACACUGCCUGCGGACGAGUCCGGCUAUCCCUGGUGAGGGCGAGUGACCUCAGGGACAAGCGAUGUCAGAGGCUAUGGAUCUGUCUUUCCUGA
Molecule: messenger RNA, 1400 nt
Organism: Rhea pennata
Lineage: Eukaryota; Metazoa; Chordata; Aves; Rheiformes; Rheidae
Gene: TYW2
Product: tRNA methyltransferase 12 homolog
Exons: 8
Coding region: 1-1344 (447 amino acids)
Biological process (GO): wybutosine biosynthetic process; tRNA methylation
Cellular component (GO): cytoplasm
Molecular function (GO): tRNA methyltransferase activity
Source: RefSeq, a predicted model, not a curated record